Molecule: messenger RNA, 1881 nt
Organism: Diplodia corticola
Lineage: Eukaryota; Fungi; Ascomycota; Dothideomycetes; Botryosphaeriales; Botryosphaeriaceae
Product: peptidoglycan binding domain containing protein
Exons: 4
Coding region: 1-1881 (626 amino acids)
Source: RefSeq, a predicted model, not a curated record
AUGUAUGGAGACGUGUCUAACUUGAACAGACCGAAGAAACUGAUUGUUUGUUGUGAUGGAACAUGGAUCGACAGCGAUAACAGCAAGCUAGAAGACAACGGCACUCUUUUCCACCCCAAGUUGGAAGUGCAGGACCCGUCCAAUGUGACGCGCAUCGGCCGGGCGCUGCCGUGCUCGGACUCGCAGCAGCGGCCGCAGAUUGUCUACUACCAGGCCGGCGUCGGCACGGGGCCGAGCUUGGUCGAGAAGCUCGUGGGCGGCAGCACGGGCAGCGGUCUGUCGGAGAACGUGCGGGAGGCGUACGGCUUCCUGGCGAACAACUAUCAGGACGGCGACGCCGUCUACCUGACGGGCUUCUCGCGCGGCGCCUUCACCGCCCGCUGCAUCGUCGCUCUCAUCGACGCAGUCGGCCUGCUGACCAAGACCGCCAUGCGUCACUUCUACCGCGUGUUCAAGGACUUUGAGCGCGCGGGCGAGGACGGCUAUGGGACGUCCAUCACGGAGGAGGUCCCGGAGUUCCACAUCGAGAUAUCCUCGGCGGGGAAGUCGUUGGUCGAAAGGAGAAAGGAGUAUCUUGCACAAUACUUCAAGGAACUGAAGCGGCUGCACAAGACGCGAGAAAUCCCCAUCCAAGCAAUCGGGGUUUGGGAUACCGUCGGCGCCCUGGGUAUCCCCACCAUCGCGCUCCUCCAACGCAUCGGCCUUCCCGCCUUCCUAGCCGACCCACUCAUGACACCCAACCCCUACCGCUUCACCGACACAACCAUCGGCAAAAACGUACGCUACGCCUUCCAGGCGCUCGCCCUCGACGAGCGCCGCUCCGCCUUCACACCAACCAUCUGGGAGCAACCGGACUCGGACUCGGACGACGACAACGACGAAUCCACCAGGCCCGGCUCCUCCCGCACCGUGCUCAAGCAAGUCUGGUUCCCCGGCGUACACACCGACGUCGGCGGCAGCGAAGCCGACAGCGGGCUCGCAGACGUGUCGCUCGCCUGGAUGAUGAGCCAGCUCGAAACCGCCGGGCUCGAGUUCGACGAGACCUAUCUCGCAGACCAGUGGCGGCUGAACCGAUUGGAGUACGCCGACCGCGCAGCAGCAGCAGCAUCUUCCCACCGCAACCCCACCUUCCUCGCCACCGCCUCCGCCACCCUCCUCCGCCUCCUCCGCUCCCCGCUCUCCCUCCUCCCCCUCCUCCCCCUCCCCCAAUCCACCUCCACCACACCCAAACACCACCACAAAACCCCCUCCUCCCCCUCCCCCUCUUCCCCCCCCCCCUAUUCCACCACCCCCCCCCUCGACCCCUCCGAACCCCACUGGGCCCUCACCCGCCUCCACUCUUCCUCCUCCUCCUCCUUUUCUUUCUCCUCCUUCUCAUCCUUCCUCUCCUCCCUCUCCUUCAACGUCACCGCCCUCGGCGGCCUCGCGCCCCGCCACCCCCUCGCCACGCACCGCACAUCGUACGAAACAGGGCGGCCGCUGCCGGCGCUGCUGCGCAACACGCACGAGCGGGUGCACGCGAGCGUGCGGGCGCGGGUGCAAGUGGGGACGUAUGGCGCGGAUGCGUUGAUGGGGCCGGGCGGUGCGGGCGGUGCGGGCGGGUGGGUGCUUGAGAAGGUGGAAGAGGGGGGGAAGGAGGGGAAGGAGGGGAGCAGGUGGCGGUGGGUCAAUAGGGGGGGUGGGGGGGAGGUCAGGGGGAAGGUGUUGGAGGAGGAUGAGCUGGGGCGGUUGGAGGUGGUGUUGUUGAGGGAGGAUCGGGAGAUGGCGGGGUGGGUGUUGGGGAGGGGUGGGGCGAGGGUGGUGGGGGAGGGGGAGGGCUCGUCGGCGGCGGCGUCGGCGGCGUCGGUUGUGGUGGAGGGUGGUGGUGGUGGUGAUGAGUGA